CGCAGAAAUUAGGGCUAAAUCUUCUUUCCCAAACCCUAAUUUCAUUUCCUUAUGGAAUUUUUUUUCCAUUUUUGUUUGAAUUUUUUUUCUGAGGGUUAGAUUUGGCGCGGAGUAGAGGAGAAUCAAGAGCUCGUGAUGUUUGAUUUUCCCGCCUUCUGUUCUUGUUGAUAUUUCAUUCUGAUUUCUGGGUAAACAAAUUUUCUCGCGGAGCUUCACCGGAUUGACGAACGGUCUUUGAGUUGCUGGUUCCUUUCAUGGCGUCUGCUGUUUUAGCAAAUCACGAACCUAGUUGGCCGACGAGCAAACGCAACGGCGAUGGUGGAGGAGGAAGCGCGUUUAUGUCGAGAGUUCCGUUCUCGAACCCUAAAUCUAAACCUAAAAUGAAAAAGAGGAAAACUAAUGGUGAAGUUAACAACUUCCACCAGAUGAGUGAAGAACUGGCCAACGUAACAACUCUAUCUCCCUCGGAUAAUGGCUCUUCCAUCGAUCGUCACCAUGGAUCUUCGAACUCCGAGUACAGCCAAUAUGUGAGUAUCAAUGUAACUUCAUGUUCUGGAAGGGAUUUGAUUGAUCUGAAGAAACGGUUGCUGGCGGAGCUUGAACAAGUUAGGCGAUUCAAGAAUCGCAUUGAGAGUGGUGACGUUGGUUUUGGGCCUAAUUAUUUCAAGAAAUCGACCGAGGCCAAGGGGAUUAAUAAACGGCCGAAGUUGCUACCUAGUUUUGGGAAAGAUUUGCAGGUUUCGAAUUCAAUUGAAGUCAGGAAUUUGAUGAAAUCUUGCUCUCAAAUCUUGAACAAGUUGAUGAAGCAGAAGUAUGGAUUGAUCUUCAACAAGCCAGUGGAUGUGGUUGGGUUGGGGCUUCAUGACUAUUACGAUAUUAUUAAGCGUCCUAUGGAUUUAGGGACUGUGAAAUCAAAAUUGACUAAGAAUUUAUAUGACUCACCUUUGGAAUUUUCUGAAGACGUCAGGCUAACAUUUAACAAUGCCAUGUUGUACAAUCCCAAGGGCCAUGAAGUUCAUAUAUUGGCUGAACAGUGGUUGAUGAAAUUUGAGGAAAUGUUUCUCCCUGUUAGUAGAAAGUUGAGUGCUCUGAAGCAGCCAGAUCCAUACGAUGAGGAAUUGCAAGCCAGUUCUUGGAAUCAUGUAGAAAUGGAGAAGUCCAACUUCAACUCAAAUUGGAACAAAUCAGAAGAAGUAAGAGUUCCAUCAAGUUCAUCAAAGCCACCGUCGAUACAGUCGCCGGUGAAAACCCCAUCACCAGUAAGGGUGCCGCAGGUGAAGCCUGCAAGACAGCCAAAGCCAAAGGCGAAGGAUCCCUACAAACGGGAGAUGAGUUUAGAGGAAAAACACAGAUUGGGAGUUGGAUUGCAGGGGUUACCUCCGGAAAAGAUGGAUCAAGUUAUACAGAUUGUAAAGAAGAGAAGCGGCCAUUUGAGACAGGAUGGGGAUGAGAUUGAGCUCGACAUCGAAGCUGUCGAUACCGAGACGCUCUGGGAACUCGACCGGCUUGUGACGAAUUGGAAGAAAAUGGUGAGCAAGGUCAAGCGGCAAGCUCUCUUCAAUGACAAUGGAAAUGCAGAUUCGAGUAAAGCGAAUAAUGAGAUAUCAUCUGCAAAUGAGAUGAAUGAGGUUAAAACCGAGGGGAAGAAGCUUAGAAAAGGGGAUAUGGGUGAGGAAGAUGUGGACAUUGGGGACGAAACAAUACCAAUGGGAGGUUUCCCACCUGUUGAAAUUGAAAGAGAUGCAGCAGCUACUCAUGCUAGUAGUAGUUCUGAUAGCUCAAGUAGUUCAGGGAGUGAUGAUUCUUCCUCUUCAAGUGGUUCUGAUUCAGAUGGUAGCUCCUCCGACAGUGAUUCAGAUGGUGAUGGUCAAUCAUAGGUUGUUUAGGAUGGACGAACAGCUCUCUGAACUCACAGACCAUUGAAGCACAUCAGUUUCUUUAAUCUGAGGUAUGAUGAGUAAGAACCCAGCAUAAUAUUCUUCCAUCAUUGUUGUUACUUUGAACAUACUUCAUCAUUCAUGCUCUCAUGCUUUGAAGAAACCAGCAUAACAUUCAAGCUCGAAGGAGAGACAAUUUUGGAAGUUUUGGAGGUAUCAGAAGCAAGAGAAAUUGUAAAUGGGGCAGGAGAACAGUUUUCUCAUCUCUUUUUUUUUUUUUUUUAAUACCUUAGAAGGUUGUUUUUGUGUACAUAAACAAAUUGUUGAUUUCCCAGAUCGGUAUAUAUUUCCUGUUUUUCUAUGUGAAUUGAAAUUUGUUCUUUUUGUAUUGUACGCUUGAAGGAAGCACAAGAAGUGCAGUGAUAGUAAGAACUUUCAAAUUUUGUAGUCAAA
Molecule: messenger RNA, 2330 nt
Organism: Cucurbita moschata (crookneck pumpkin)
Lineage: Eukaryota; Viridiplantae; Streptophyta; Magnoliopsida; Cucurbitales; Cucurbitaceae
Product: transcription factor GTE7-like
Exons: 3
Coding region: 255-1877 (540 amino acids)
Molecular function (GO): protein binding
Source: RefSeq, a predicted model, not a curated record